This is a messenger RNA of Saccostrea echinata, 1585 nucleotides long. RefSeq names its product sulfotransferase 1C2-like. Gene Ontology annotation, biological process: sulfation. Gene Ontology annotation, cellular component: cytoplasm. Bases 20 to 1585 code for a protein of 521 amino acids. The record is from RefSeq and is a predicted model, not a curated record. Gene Ontology annotation, molecular function: sulfotransferase activity. NCBI's taxonomy places the organism in Eukaryota, Metazoa, Mollusca, Bivalvia, Ostreida, Ostreidae. The transcript is spliced from 10 exons.
GACGUGGGAAAUCAUAAAUAUGAUUCUUCAGCAGAGUGCUGAAUAUAUUCCACGGGAGAAGAAUACCCACAUGUUAGAAUUCAACACACCGGAAGUGCUGGAGUCAAUGACGUCACCACGUGUGUUUAAUACUCAUUUAAGGCCAAAUAAUUUACCUCAACAAUUUUUUCAAAAGCGCUGUAAGACAGUUUUUGUUCAACGAAAUCCCAAAGACGUAGCUGUUUCGUUUUAUUAUCACUGUAGGGAUAAGAUAAAUUUUCGUGGUACCUUCUUACAGUUUAUGGACUUUUUCUUGGAAAAACACGGGUUAGUGUAUCAUUCUGCCUGGCCUCUGUAUACAUUAGAAUGGGAAAAGUACUUUAAAGAACACCCGGACCACCCUGUACAUUGUAUCAUGUAUGAAGAUUUACAACAGGAUCCAGUCAGUGAAAUAAAGCGUUUGGUUGCCUUCUUGGAUAAACCAUGUGACGAUCAACUUGCCAAACAGAUCGCUGAAAAAUGUUCUUUUCAAAACUUAAAGGCCGCGUCCACCAAUUUGAAAGAAACGUCUGGCAGUGUGUCAAUGUAUAGAAAAGGGAAAGUGGGAGACUGGAAAAAUCAUUUUACUGUUGCCCUGAACGAAGAGUUUGACCAAUACCUACAACAGAAUAAGACAGAUUCAAGAUACAUGGAGGAUGCCUCUAUUUAUGGCACAACGGUGUCCAAGGAAGAUGUCAUCAAAGUCGCCGACGGUCACGGAAAUAUAAUGGAGUUAAUAGAAUCUGGAGGCCAAUGCCUCAAUGCAACGAGGGUUCUCAAGGGAAAUUAUCCAAACCCAAAGACCAAUUUUCCAAAGCUUAAAGAAAUGAAUGUCAGUUCUGACGACUUUUUCUUGUGUGCUUAUCCUAAAGCAGGAACACACUGGACAUGGGAAAUUAUGAGUAUGCUUCUUAAACAAAGUGCUGAAUACCACCUUAAAGAAAAAGAAAGCUACAUGCUGGAAUUCCACACACCAGAAGUACUGGAGUCCACCAUUUCACCUCGAGUGUUUAACACUCAUUUUUACCCCAGUAAUCUACCUAAACAAAUGUUACAAAAACGAUGUAAGGUAGUUUUUGUUCAGCGCAAUCCAAAAGACGUGUCAGUAUCGUUUUACCAUCAUUGUGUCGACAAGAUAAACUUCCAUGGCUCCUUUGAGCAGUAUAUGGAUUUUUUCAUGGAGAAACACGAAGCAAUGUAUUUCUGCGCCUGGACGACCUAUACAUUAGCGUGGGAAAAGUACAUCAAAGAGCAUCCGGACCAUCCAGUCCAUUGUAUUAUGUACGAAGAUCUACAACAGGAUCCAAUAAGUGAAAUAAAGCGAUUGGCAUUGUUUAUGGAUAAACCAUGUGACGAAGAACUUGCCAGCAUAAUUGCUGAAAAAUGUUCUUUUCAAAAUCUAAAGACAGCGGCGGCCAGUGUAAAAGAAGAUACAAAGGGAGUGUCAUUAUAUAGAAAAGGUAAGGUAGGAGAUUGGAGGAAUUAUUUUACUGUUGCCCUGAACGAAGAGUUUGACAAAUACCUACAACGGCAUAAGACAGAUUCAGUAUAUAAAUACAAAAUUUGA